Messenger RNA from Hibiscus syriacus, 450 nucleotides. RefSeq names its product serine/arginine-rich splicing factor 12-like. Gene Ontology annotation, cellular component: cytosol. Gene Ontology annotation, molecular function: mRNA binding. NCBI's taxonomy places the organism in Eukaryota, Viridiplantae, Streptophyta, Magnoliopsida, Malvales, Malvaceae. Bases 1 to 450 code for a protein of 149 amino acids. The record is from RefSeq and is a predicted model, not a curated record. The transcript has a single exon.
AUGGCAGCUCAUACGACGGAGAAAGCUUCAGGAAAGUUAGGUGAGGUUCAAACUCUGUUUGUGCAAAACAUUCCUCCUAGAUAUCAUUGGAGUGGACUGAGGCAAUUAUUCGGUAGGCAUGGAGAUGUUGUUAGUUCUUACAUAGGUAGGAAGAAUGACAGAACGGGGAAACGAUUUGAUUUUGUUAGAUUCUCAAAAAAAGAAGAUAUAGAGAGAGCAAUACAAAGACUUAAUGGAUUUUGGCAGUUCGGAUAUCGACUUUCAGUGAAGGAAGCAAGGUAUAAAGCAAAGAAUCCAAGAGAGGACUUGAAUAGUCCUUCAAAUUCCAAUACAACCACAAGGGUACCUAACGAUAAAAACAUUAUAGAAGAAGGUUCUAAGACACAGACAAGAAGGAGGAGUAGUUCUAUACAGGGGGUUAUUGAUGAUGAGGUCGUUCGAAAGUUGUAG